Wasmannia auropunctata (little fire ant) is the source of this 2245-nucleotide messenger RNA. RefSeq names its product endoplasmic reticulum resident protein 29 (gene wbl). The transcript is spliced from 3 exons. Gene Ontology annotation, biological process: protein secretion. The record is from RefSeq and is a predicted model, not a curated record. Lineage: Eukaryota; Metazoa; Arthropoda; Insecta; Hymenoptera; Formicidae. The coding region runs from base 518 to 1264 and encodes 248 amino acids. Gene Ontology annotation, cellular component: endoplasmic reticulum; endoplasmic reticulum lumen.
GAGCUUAAAAGUAGGAGUAGGAGAGCUGGAAAGGAGGAAGAAAAUUUUCUAGUUUAAUUAAAGAAAACAAACAAAACAAGAAAAAACAGCUGAUUUGAUACCUAUGAAGGAAAAAUUAGUCCAAAAGAUGUUAGAAUAGAGGAGAUUGACCGCGUAUAUGCAAAAGUAAAUUAAUAGGGACGUAUAGGAUUUUCCACUCUAUCUGAUACUUGAUGCGCUUGGAUGAAUUUGGUGCAGGGUACUUGUCUCGAUCAGACUCGAUAACAAUCAACAAUUACAACUCUAACCUCUAAUCGAGAACGGAGCCGGUUCGUUGAACUGCAGACACGUUGCUGUUUCGUGUUACACGUGCGUGUUUCACGAGUGUGUUACUCGCGGAUAUAUGAGAAAAAUAGGAUAAUUAUCGUCUGAUUUCGCAAAAGAGCGGAAUAGUUAAUUGAUUAAUUUGAGGAAACUGAUGAUCUAAUUAGAGAGAUAUAAUCAAGUAGUUGCACAAACGUCGCGGUUUUUACCCAUCAUGAUUCGAUCGGGUCUUGUACUCAUUCUCGUCAUCGCUGCUUCGCACGUUAUCGUCGGUGAUGACUGCAAAGGAUGUGUGCCCUUGGAUUCAUAUUCGUUCGACAAGGUUAUUCCCAAGUUCAAGGCAGUGCUUGUUAAAUUCGAUGUCGCAUUUCCAUAUGGUGGCAAGCACGAACAAUACGCGACCGUAGCUGCCGAUACCAAAGAUUCGCAGGAUCUCCUGAUAGCCACAGUGGGUGUGAAGGACUUUGGCAAUAAGGAUAAUUCUGAUCUGGCGCAACGUUACAACAUUAAGAAAGAUGACUUUCCAGUAGUUUUACUAUUUAUACAAGGCAAAUCGGCACCAAUCAGUUUCACUCCUGAGAGAGAUUCCGAUUUUACGGGCGAAUACUUGAAGAGAUUUAUCAGAUCUAGAUCGAGAGUGUACUUGGGCCUACCAGGAUGCGUACAACGGCUGGAUAAGCUAGCCGAAGAAUUUAAAGCUGCGGGAGAGCAGGACAGGCAGGACAUAUUGAAGAAGGCAAGAAUCUUUGAAGAAACUCUACCGGAAGAGCAACGAGAGGCAGCAAAAAUUUAUGUCAAGACUAUGGAGAAGAUCCUGGAGCGAGGAGAUGUAUUUGUACAAACGGAAGAAACGCGAGUACAGGGGCUUCUUUAUAGAGGAAAAUUGUCUGAUCAAAAGAAGCGUACGAUGGAAGAGAGACGAAACAUCUUGCAAUCUUUUUCAGCGAGGGAUGAGCUAUAGAGCUGUAUUCAAAUUAUUAAUUAUCAGCCUAACAAUAAGUAACCUAGCAACCAAAUUUUAGUCCGAGUGUGUCGAUUGAUACGUUAUACAUAUUUUCAAGUUCAAGAUCAAGUUUUAUAAAGUGGCUGUAGAAACAGGAACCGCGCAUGUAUUAAGAUACACACUUUAUUUUUUAUUUAAAAGACACUACUAUUACUUGAAAGAUUAUUUUGCAUUCCUUGGUCCAUUCCUCUGUAACGAAAUAUUUCUCGCUUGCUUUGUACUCUAUGGGCAAACGCAAAAUGCAACGUGAUUCACUAUUUCAUGCAAUUAGUAUUUAUUUUUUCUUCUGUACAGAAAAUACAGAUGAAUAUAAAGUAAAAAUAGGCAAUAAAUAUUGAAAAUAUAUAAUUCUCAUAUCCAAGACUAUCUGUCCGUUUGUCAAAUCACUCAAAUCAGUCAUUUAAUAUUUAUAUUUAUUGCUUGUGUAUCUGAAAUUGAGUCUCGUUGGAAGCCGAGCCAGCCUCCGUCCUUUCCGACUCACGACAUAUUUGAUCCAUUGACAAUGACCAUUAAAUAAAAAUCAUUCAAUUGUUCAAUUCGUUUAAUCUCUUUUGAUUUAUAGUCACAUAAUUUAGACGUUCAUGCAAAAUCUCAAAUUUAUGGAUCUAAUAGAUAAGCAAGAAAUGUGUUAAGUUAAUUUAGUAUUAUAUGUAUUACAUAAAGCAUAUAAAAUAGCAGUAGACAAUUUAAAAGAAUGAUUAAAAAUAUUCUCUAAGAAAAUAUAAGAUUGCCAGGUUGUGGAUAAGUAAGAUGACACAUCAUAAAAAAAAGUAGACAAGUGGAUCAAUUUUAUAUUACAUACUCUUUCAAUAUAUAAUAUUCAUUCUUUUUAAGGUAACGCGUAAUUACUAUCAAAAAAAACAUGUGAUAUAAUAUGCAUAAACGAAUCAUCUUUGUGAAAUAAUGAAUAAAUAAAAUACGGAGAGCUUUCUGUUCGUA